Molecule: messenger RNA, 2154 nt
Organism: Chelmon rostratus (copperband butterflyfish)
Lineage: Eukaryota; Metazoa; Chordata; Actinopteri; Chaetodontiformes; Chaetodontidae
Gene: col9a1a
Product: collagen, type IX, alpha 1a
Exons: 32
Coding region: 80-2143 (687 amino acids)
Source: RefSeq, a predicted model, not a curated record
AGACAGGUGGACCGUCCGUGAGUCCUGUCUAAUCUGGGAAAAAGGGACUUUUAGCGUCUUCCUCUGCCCUGGGAAGACCAUGGCUCUCUCCAGGAUCUGUCGAGAGUCUUUGCUGGUGAUUUUACUACAAAUCGUGCUGAUUUGCUCUGCUCAGAGGGGCCCGGUCGGCCCCAGAGGCCCCCCAGGGCCGCCCGGAGCCUCUGGUGUGCCAGGAGUGGAUGGCAUCGAUGGCGACAGAGGAGAAGACUCCACGGUGAAUGGCGGACCAGGCGCUGAUGGUGAAAACGGCAAAGACGGAGCUCCUGGAGCUGCAGGCCUUCCCGGCGCAGAUGGACCUGUUGGACCUCCUGGAGAUCCAGGCACAUCUGGCCUACAAGGGCCAAAAGGAGAUCCUGGCCCACGUGGGCCUCCUGGAGAGCCUGGUGUAGGACCUGAUGGGCUGGAUGGUAUUCCUGGUACAGACGGACUACCAGGUGAACUGGGAAAAGCUGGACCACCUGGAGCGAGAGGCAAGAGAGGUCAAGUGGGUCUUCCUGGUCCUGCUGGGCCGCGGGGUCCUCCAGGGGUCUACCAAGGCGAGGACCUGUGUCCCAACGCCUGCCCCUCUGGUCUGACUGGACAUCCUGGUCUCCCUGGCAUGAAAGGCCACAAAGGGAUUAAGGGUGAAUCAGGUGAACCUGGAAGACAAGGACACAAGGGAGAGGAGGGCGAACAAGGACUCCAGGGUGAAGUCGGAGCUCAAGGCCUACCAGGCCCCGGUGGGUCAAGAGGCCUCCCAGGAAUAUUGGGCUCCAAAGGUGACAGGGGACCUCGUGGAAAGCCUGGUGAUGUAGGUUCUCGGGGGAUCCAGGGAAGCCCAGGUGAUCCAGGCCAAAGAGGAGCCAUAGGUGAGCUCGGCCCGUCGGGAGUCCUGGGGGAUCGAGGUCCACCUGGAAUCAGAGGAGUGCCAGGGCCAAAAGGGGAGCCUGGCCUCCCUGGUCCAGACGGCCGUGAGGGAAUACCUGGACUACCAGGGUCCAAGGGUCUUCCGGGGAAAAGUGGGGCUCCAGGUGAUGCUGGCACACAAGGCCUUCCUGGUUUACCAGGUGCUUAUGGCCAAAAAGGAGUCAGUGGCCUAAAGGGUGUCGCAGGUGAUCCAGGUGUUGUAGGACUGAUGGGAUCUCCAGGCAAACAAGGCGAGCGUGGCGAGCAGGGAGAGGUGGGACCUGUCGGACCUAGAGGAGGACCAGGUGAACGAGGAGAGAGGGGGCAUGAAGGGCCUCCAGGAUUACCAGGAGCCAGGGGAAGCAAAGGGGACCCAGGUCUUCCUGGACUUCCUGGUCCUGCUGGUUAUCGCGGCCAGAAGGGCGACAGGGGUGCCGUCGGCCUCGAUGGUCCAAAAGGAGAGCAGGGAUCUGCAGGAGCUGAAGGAACACCUGGAGAGAGGGGAGACACGGGCGACGAAGGAGAACCAGGAGAGAAAGGAUCGACAGGCCCACCAGGAGAGACAGGAAAUAAAGGACCAGAGGGCGGCCGAGGACAGCAGGGGAAAGAGGGCAAGCAGGGCCAACCGGGACCACGCGGCAUGCAGGGCGACAUGGGGGUACCAGGCCUGCCGGGGGCUCAGGGACCAGCGGGAAAAUCACCAACUGACACACACAUCAAGCAAGUCUGCAUGAGGGUAAUGCAAGAGCAGCUGGCCCAGCUAGCAGCUAGCCUGAGCAGGCCUGAGUCAGGCAUCGCUGGGCUACCCGGUCCUCCCGGCCCGCCUGGACCUCCAGGCCCCUCCGGAGACAACGGUUUCCCCGGACACCCCGGAUCACGAGGACUGCCCGGUCUGAAGGGUCCAGCUGGGCUACUGGGUCGCAAAGGGCCCAAAGGUGACCAGGGUGACAAAGGGGACAGAGGACCCACAGAGAGAGGACCCAAAGGAGCACCAGGUGCCCCCGGUCUGCCAGGUGAACCCGGUCGAGCAGCUUACGGCAAAGACGGUCGUGACGGAGAGAGGGGGCCCCGUGGUGUUCCCGGUGCAACCGGCGUUCCUGGCCCUCCCGGUACCCCCGGUCUGAACGGUUACUGUGAGUCGUCGCAGUGCGUCCUGCCCAUGGUGGCGUCGCCGGUUUCUGCUAAGGACUCCAGCAUGAAGGGCCCCAGUGAGAUGUAAAGAGGGGCCGG